AUGUUGCCUUUUACUCAACGUAUGUUACCUCAACAAACUCCGCAACAACAAUAUAAUACUAUUGGAAUACAAGGAAAUGCAAAAAUCUCUUGGGCUGUUACCCCAGAAGAAAAAGCUCAAUAUAAAGAAAUAUUUAAACAAUGGGAUGCUACAGGUUUAGGUUAUUUAACUGGUGAUAAAGCAAGAGAAAUUUUUUUACAAUCUGGUUUACCUCAAACUGAUUUAAUGCAGAUAUGGCAUUUAUCUGAUCCAAAUAAUAAUGGAAAAUUAAAUCAAGAUGAAUUUGCUGUUGCAAUGCAUUUGAUUUAUAGAAAACUUAAUGGUUAUGAAAUUCCUACCACACUUACUGCUGAACUUAUACCACCUUCGACGAGAGAUUUGACAGAAAGUGUGGACAUGCUCAAAAAUUAUCUUGCGUCUGAUAUUCAUAAUCAACAAUUAGGCACUGGUGGUGGUUCCAACAAUUAUUAUUUGAAAUCAAGAAGCUUUACUAAUUUACCAGUAACUAGUCAUAACGAUGCAACAAAUUAUAAACAUAAAGAUGAUGACAUUGGUUACGUCUCUUCGUCAAGAUAUAAAAUUCCCUCAACAUCACUGUCGUCACGUAAUAACGAUUCUGAAUUUUCCUCUUCAUAUUCAUCUUACUCCUCCUCCUCAUCAUCAUUACCAUCAUAUUCUUCUACUUUCAAACGACCAUCAUCUAUUGGUGAAGAUAGGUUAUCAUCAUCAUCAUCAUCAAAAAGAAUAGCAGAUUUAAAAAAACAAAUUCAAGAUAAAGAAAAUAUAUUAGAUGCUUUAAAAUUUUCAGAAAGUUCAAAUUACAACUCAAAUUCUUUUAAUUCUUUAGCAUUCAACAACAACAAUGAUGAUGAAAUUAAUGAAUUGAAAAUAAAAAUUAAAGAUAUUCAAAAACAAAUUGAUUCUGCGCAAAAAAAUAACAAUGAAAAAAAAUCAAUAAAAUCUUUAUUGGAUCAACACAAUGAUUUAGAAAUUGAACUUCUUAAUAUGUUGUCCACUGUUAUACCAGAUCUUAUUUCUGAUACUCAUGAAAUUUAUACAAAAAUAGCAGAAUUAAAAAUAGAAUUUUUUAAAUUACGUGGGAGUAGUAACGGUGAACUUGACAUUAAAGCAAAAGCUCAAGCGAUGAUACAAGCUCGUCUAGCUGGUAAACCAUAUUCUUUUACUAGUAGCUUCACUGGAGGCAAUGGUGGAAGUGGCGUUAUAGACCCUGGAAGAUUGGAAGAAGAAACGAAUCGAAUAAAAGCAGAAAAGGCUUCUCGUGAUCAAACUAUUAAUGAUAUUGAGAAAACAAUAUCUAAAUUACAAGAUUCUAUUAUCAAAAUUUCACAGGAAAAACAAGAGAUUGAAAACAAAUGUAAACCAACAAUUAAUAAAUCAUCAUUUAGUCAACCUAACAGUGACAGCAACAUCCUUACAAGUCGAUAUACUUCUUAUAACGCAUCAUCACAUAAACCUAGUUCAUCUAUAUCAUCUUCAGAUAUCACCAGUGGUGGCAACAGAGAUACAUCAUCACAUAAAUCUAGUUCAUCUAUAUCAUCUUCAGAUACCACCAAUAGUGGCGACAGAGAUGCAUAUAUUAAAGCACAGGCAGAGCGUCGAAUGCAAGAAAGAUUAAAAGAACUUGAAGAAAGAAGAAAUAAAUGGCUAGCUAAAGAACAAGAAUUGGAAAAUAGAAAUAUUCGUCAAUAUUAG
Messenger RNA from Entrophospora candida, 1713 nucleotides. Lineage: Eukaryota; Fungi; Glomeromycota; Glomeromycetes; Entrophosporales; Entrophosporaceae. The record is from the annotation of a GenBank genome assembly.